Penicillium salamii is the source of this 1293-nucleotide messenger RNA. Lineage: Eukaryota; Fungi; Ascomycota; Eurotiomycetes; Eurotiales; Aspergillaceae. The record is from the annotation of a GenBank genome assembly.
AUGCAUUUCAAAAGGAUAGCUUUUGUCUUCCAUCUCCUCCUAACCUCCGCGUCGGCCACACACGACGCGAAGCCAUUUGCACAUCCAGGGGCAUUGCAUACAAACCAAGACUUUCAAAGAAUAAGAGAGAAAGUGAAAGCCAAAGCAGAGCCAUGGUACCGCGGAUGGCAGCAUCUUCAGUCUGCGAAGUUGGCCCAGACAGCAUGGACCCCUCAACCACACGAGGUGCUUGUCCGCGGCACCAAUGCUACGUGGCAGCCAACGCCUGCACAAAACUACGGAGACGCAUAUCGUGAUGCUCACUCCGCUUAUCAGCUUACGGUGCGUUGGCUCAUAGGUGGCAACACUUCAUAUGCCGACCACGCUGUCGACAUCCUUAACGGCUGGGGCUCAACACUACGUGAUAUCAACGGUACAGAGGACAAGUUCCUUGCAGCAGGUCUAUAUGGAUAUCAAUUUGCCAACGCAGCGGAGCUACUCCGAGUCUAUCCUGGGUGGACGAAAGCCAAUCAGUCAGUCUUCGCCACGAUGCUCAAGGAUGUCUUUGCAAAAUACAACUUCGACUUUUUAGAACAUCACAAUUACAAGACAAGCUUUUACUACGCAAAUUGGGAUUUGUGCAACAUCGCUUCACUCCAGGCCAUUGGAAUAUUUACCGACAACCGAACUAUGUACGAUUACGCUAAUAACUACUGGAAACAAGGCCUACCGGAUACCAGUGUGGUGGUCAACGGAGCCCUGCCGUAUUUCUCUAUCGCCAACUUCACAGAGGACCAAUCUGGCAAACAGCUCAUGGAAAUACAAGAAUCAGGCCGUGAUCAAGGCCACGCGACGUUGUGUAUUGCUUUGCUAGGAGUAAUUGGACAACAGGGGUGGAAUCAGGGUGUGGAUCUUUACUCCACAUACCAACGUCAGAUACUCAACGGGUAUGACUUUCUUUUCCCUCAUCAUGAAAUACUUGCUGAUGCUACUAUCCACAGUGCUGAAUACAUUGCGAAGUAUAACACCAAUCACACCGUUCCUUAUACCCCCUACACCAGCUGGGAAGGAUUACUGAGUGUCGUGGCCGAAAAGGCCCGUUUCAGCGUCCGGCCGGGAUAUGAGGCAGUCGUGUCUCAUUACGCAGGUGUCAAGCAUCUCAAUAAUUCAUGGUCGAUGGAGUAUCGGGACUAUGUCAACAAGAAUAUUAGUGCAAAUAUUGAGGGUGGCGGUGGUGACUAUGGCCCUAACUCAGGAGGAUACGAUGUGUUUGGUCAUGGCACUUUGCUUUACCGUAUUGAGUCUGACGCCUAG